AUGGCCCAACUUCUGAAGCGUACGACGGUCGCCCGCAGCGUUGCUGCGUCGGCGCGCAUCUCGACCCCCCGCCUCUUUCAUGUGGCUGCCGCGCGCUAUGCGGCGCGCACCGGUCUCUACGACUUCCACGUGCAGAACGAGGCGAAGAUUGUGCCGUUCGGCGGCUACGACAUGCCGCUGAGCUACGGCAAGGUCGGCCAGGUGGCUUCGCACAAGCAUGUGCGCGAGCACGCGGGCCUCUUUGACGUGGGCCACAUGGUGCAGCACAAGUUUACCGGCCCCACGGCCGCCGCGUUCCUGCAGCGCAUCACGCCCGCGUCGCUGACGUCGAUGGCGCCGUUCAACUCGACGCUCUCGGUGCUGCUUUCCCCCGAGGGCGGUAUCCUGGACGACCUCAUCAUCACCAAGCACGCGGACGACGACUUUUACGUCGUGACAAACGCCGGCUGCCGUGAGGACGACCUCAAGUACAUUGCCGAGCAGCUCGAGGCGUUCGGCAAGGACAACGAGGCGCCGAAGCACGAGGUGCUCGAGAACCAGGGCCUGGUCGCCCUGCAGGGCCCCUCGGCGGCGGGCGUGCUCGCGAAGCUGCUGCCUGCUGACUUUGACCUGAGCAAGCUGGUGUUUGGCCAGAGUGCGUUUGUCUCCCUGUCGCUCCCUGGCGGCGAGACGGUCGAGUGCCACGUCGCGCGCGGCGGCUACACCGGCGAGGACGGCUUUGAGAUCUCGAUUCCCCCUGCGUCGACCGAGGCGGUGGCCAAAGCGCUGCUCGCCGACGCCGAGGUCGAGCUCGCGGGUCUCGCGGCGCGCGACAGCCUGCGUCUCGAGGCGGGCAUGUGCCUGUACGGCCACGACCUCGACCCCAGCGUGUCGCCCGUCGAAGGCGCGCUCGCGUGGACCGUCGCCAAGGACCGCCGCGCGGCCGCCGACUUCCUCGGCGCGGAGCGCGUCCUGCGCGAGCUCAAGGAGGGUCCCCCCCGCCGCCGCAUCGGUCUGCUGGUCGAGGCGGGCGCCCCCGCACGCGAGGGCAGCAAAAUCUAUGCCGAGGACGGCACUACGGAGAUCGGCCAGGUGACGUCGGGCAUCCCCUCCCCGACGCUCGGCAAGAACAUUGCCAUGGCCCUCGUCAAGAACGGCUACCAUAAGCGCGACACGCCGGUCAAGGUGUCCGUGCGCAACAAGCUGCGCGAUGCGACCGUGGCACGCAUGCCGUUUGUCCCCAGCAAGUUCUACCGUGGAUAG
Molecule: messenger RNA, 1242 nt
Organism: Malassezia japonica
Lineage: Eukaryota; Fungi; Basidiomycota; Malasseziomycetes; Malasseziales; Malasseziaceae
Gene: GCV1
Product: aminomethyltransferase
Exons: 2
Coding region: 1-1242 (413 amino acids)
Biological process (GO): glycine catabolic process
Cellular component (GO): mitochondrion
Molecular function (GO): aminomethyltransferase activity; protein binding
Source: RefSeq, a predicted model, not a curated record